Porites evermanni is the source of this 1248-nucleotide messenger RNA. NCBI's taxonomy places the organism in Eukaryota, Metazoa, Cnidaria, Anthozoa, Scleractinia, Poritidae. The record is from the annotation of a GenBank genome assembly.
CAUUUGCCACCUCCCAACACAGCAUCUGCAUCACAGCAAUGCCAAGGAAGCAGUUCAAGCAACCCUUCCAGCAACAAGUUGAGAGUUACUCUGUUAAGCAGUGAAUGGAGGUCAACAAAAGGAGGCUUGUCAACUAUCAACCGAGAGCUGGCCAUUCAGUUGGCGAAACAACCCAGUGUGGAGGUCAGUGUUUAUGUUCCUCAUUGCAGUGAAGAGGACAAACGAGUCGCUGCAAGUCACAAUGUCCAUCUCAUUAAAGCAGAAGAAAUGGCAGGUUUUGAUGACCCAGCUUAUUGGUUGUCCUGUCUACCACACGAUCACGCUGUGGACUGCGUGAUAGGUCAUGGGGUCGUUCUUGGUCGGCAUGUGCAGUUUAUUAAACUUCAUCGUACUUGCAAGUGGAUUCAGGUCGUUCAUACAGCUCCUGAAGAGCUUGGUAUGCACAAAUCGUAUGCAGAUGCCAUUUCUAGAGGUGCAAAAAAGCACCAGGCUGAGGUAAAACUCUGUGAAAAAGCUGAUCAAGUUGUAGCUGUUGGACCUAAGCUGGCUGACGCUUUCUCAAGUUAUCUUCGUGCUUGUGGAAAGGAUCAAGAUGUUUUUAAUCUUACUCCAGGUAUCUUCUCUGAGUUUGCUGAUGUAAGGCAAGCAACUGAAGAAAGAAAAACAUUUAAGGUUCUUGUGUUUGGACGUGGUGACAAGGAAGAUUUUAAGUUGAAGGGGUAUGACAUCGCUGCUAAAGCCAUUGCCGAGUUGAAGGACGAUCCACAGCCCUAUAAUCUUUUGUUUGUUGGUGCACGAAUUGGAGAAGAGGAGAAAGUGAAGGAUAUGUUGCUACAGCAAGGCAUUGAUUGCAGCCAAUUAAUUGUUCGUUGUUUCAAUGAAAGCAGAGAGCAGCUAGCCGGAUUUUUUUGUGAAGCAGAUCUUGCGAUAAUGCCAUCACGAACUGAGGGCUUCGGGCUUGCCGCCCUUGAAGCUUUAUCUGCUGGUCUACCUGUGCUGGUCAGUGGGAACUCUGGUCUUGGGGAAGCUUUGAAAGAAGUUCCUUAUGGUUCAAGUUGUGUGGUGGAAUCAGAAGAUCCUAAAGACUGGGCAAAUGCAAUCAGAGGUGUUUGUAGGAAAAAGCGGAGGUUGCGACUUAAGGAGUCAAGUGUUCUUCGAGAAGAAUAUGCAGAGAUGUACAAGUGGCAGGAUCACUGUCAGAUGCUUAUAGAAACAAUGCGUAACAUCUCUCAAGGUAAGAUUGUAUAG